Messenger RNA from Cotesia congregata, 2094 nucleotides. Lineage: Eukaryota; Metazoa; Arthropoda; Insecta; Hymenoptera; Braconidae. The record is from the annotation of a GenBank genome assembly.
AUGAAUAAACAAUCACCUUUUUCAUUUUCCAGUGCAAAUACUAUUGAUAAAAAUAAAACUAAAGUAAAUAAUAAUAAUUUUAAUGAUUCGACGGUUAAAAUUAAAAAAGAACCAACUGAAGAUGAAAUUAAGGAUUAUGCUGCUAAGGCAAUGAGCGAAUUAUUGGGCUGGUACGGAUACGGCAAAGUAGACAGCAGAUGCACACGUGGUCUUAAUUUAGAUCAUUUCGCUUCAAGACCGCGGGGAAUUUAUCAAUCGAUAUCCCGGCAAUCACCGUUGGAUAAUCACAGACCGAGUAAUUAUACUGAUGACAAAGGAUCAAGUAGUUCUUCUAUUAAUUUACAAAAGAGAUCAUCACAGUCACCCCGGUCGCGAAUGUCACGGUCGCCGGUUAAUAAAACUUGUACUAAUUCCAAAGAUAAUCAAGGAGCUAGCGCUGGAACAAGUCCCAAAAUCGUUGAAAAUAGUGACUCUGCUUCGGAUACUCCUGAACGCUCGACAUCAUGUUCGUGGUGUGGAAGGACUGGUGGCACCUGGGAACCAGUAAGUGCUUGUGAAGGCACCAGCAACCCCGGGUUGACCAAUUCCAAUAGGUUCUGUAGUGAGGCUUGCUUUGCUGCUGGUAGACGGGCAGCUUUUAAACGGGCGAGAACUUGCGAUUGGUGCCGGCAUGUUAGACAUUCCGUUAGCUAUGUGGAUUUUCAUGAUGGUGAAAGUCAACUCCAAUUCUGCAGUGAUAAGUGUUUAAACCAGUAUAAAAUGAAUAUAUUCUGCCGCGAAACCCAGGCGCACUUGGCGUUGCACGGAAUAACAAGCGUAUCACCAACCAGCCCCAGUAGUGGUGGAUUGAUAACACCGGAACUGUGGCUGAGAGACUGCAGAUCCGCUCCACCUAGUCCCGACGAGGAAGCACUGAUCGUCGACGAUGAGCCUAGCGACUGGCCGAGUUCCGACAAACCAGACGACGAAUCUCGGGAUCUAUCCAAGAAGAUUACCAAUGACUGUUUGCAGUCUGACAAUAGCAUAAAUAAUAACAUUAACAUUAGUAAUGAUAAUAAUAGUAAUAGUAAACAAAAUGUACAGUACCUCGACGACGAUGAGGAUGAAAACGUUGAAGAAGCUAUUAAAGAGUCACUGAAAGAGGAGGAGAAUCGUAGAUCACAGGAACGUAUCACUGCGUCAUCUAAAUCAUUAUCAAGUACAGAGUCAUCUCACGUUUCAAUUACGCCGGGUAGUUUAUUGAAUAUCAACAACAGCGCAGCGAUAAAAGCCUGCAGAAGGUCAACGAGUUCCUCGCCUGAAAGUUGUAAAGAAUCGCCGCCCACGAACUGCUCGCGCGAGGGAACUAUUUUCAUAAAAGACGUAAGAAAAUUGUUGGUAAGAGAUACGGUUAAACGUCAUAGCCAGCCGAGCUAUCGAUCACGCAGGGUCUCCGGGAAAUCUAUGUGGCUUCCAAAAGCUCAUCAUCACAAUUAUACUCACUAUCCGAUGACAUUUCCAGAGAAAGGUUUCCCCAAUCCUCCCUCCCAUCCAAUACCUCUUCAAUUUAUCAGGAGAAAUUACCCAGACAAUUCUUCACCGCCUCCGCAAGUUGGAUCUCCUCCGUCUCCAUUGCAUACGGGAGCUUCCAAGGUUUUAAAUAAUCCCGCGGGACUGUUACCGCCGGUGACUGUUCUAGUUCCUUAUCCGAUACCCAUACCGAUACCUCUGCCAAUUCCAAUCCCCAUUCCGCUAUUUGCUAAAUUCUUCAACUCAACAAACUCUGAGACAAAAAAAUCUGAAAAAACAAAUCCGUGUAGUAAUGGUGAAACAACAGUUCCUCAAGACCUUUCACGACGAAGCCAGCCGAUGCAGGCCAAAAGUCCGUGUUUAGCAAAUUCGUCGAGUGAAAAGCUUAUUAAUCUGUCGGAUUCAUCUACCUCGUCAUCGCCGGUGUUGUCCAUGACUUCCACGGGUGGGAACUUUUUCGCAGUCGGAAAUAAAACGCAGGCGAGAAAUAACAGUCCCAGGCCUCUGAGAAAACGGAGACGUCUUACAUCUGGGUCUGAUCAGGACAUCAGACUCAAACGACGAAAUAAAUUUGUACACGUUUAA